AUGGAGCGCGACAACGAGGAGAACUUGGUGCUUGAGCAAAAGGAAACGCAGACUGAGCCUGAUUCGGGGCCAGAGCAAAUAUGGCGAAAGCUAGGCCUGCAGGGCAAAGAAGAAGCAGACGCCGAGAGUCUUCGUAAGGGAUUACGGCUGAUUGACCACCCUCUGGGGAAUGCGGACAAACGACUUAUUGGCCUCGUACAGGCCAUGGAUAGGAAUGGCGAUGGCAAGAUUCAGUACGAAGAGUUCAAGGUCUUUGUCCAAGAGGCAGAACAGCAGCUGAAGCUCCUAUUCGAGUCUAUUGAUCGAGAUCGCGAUGGAUUGCUAGGGAGAGCCGAUUUGCAGGCUGCCUUUCGUGAGGCGGGCCUGUCUGUGCCUACACGCUGGCUCACCGAGUUCUUCAAUGAGGCUGACUUUAACUGCGAUGGCUAUAUAAGCUUAGAGGAAUGGCUGGAUUUCCUCCUCUUCAUGCCGGCCUACGAUCCUUCCUCUCCGCUGCGUGCAGUGCUCACCUUCUACUUAGCUAUUGUUACGCUUCAGCCCUCAUACAUCCUCUAUGACGCCGCCAACGACCUCCGUGAUGUCUUGUUACUGCCACAGGCAGAGUCUCCUCCGAGAAAGUUGGAGCUGACUGUCAUAGUCCCAGACCCAAGCUAUUUCAUUGCUGGAGCUUUUUCCGGGGCCGCUUCAAGAACCAUAACUGCUCCCCUCGACCGCCUCCAAGUCCACCUCCUCAUCGACACAAGAACUCAGAACACUCUUCUUGGCAAUAUCUUGAAGACUGGCAAGUUCUGGAGCAGCCUGAAACGCCCUUGCAACCCCAUCUCGGAAGGGAUCAAGGACUUGUACCGGAUAGGCGGACUCCGCACAUUUUUGUCGCAUGGCGUAGGCAAUGGUUUGAACGUGAUCAAGAUCGGGCCCGAGACUGCAGUCAGGUUUGGCUGCUAUGAACUGGCAAAUCGAGUCCUGGCGCAUUUGGAGGGCCAUGACAAUGCAAGAGAAAUCAGUCCUAUUUCCAAGUUUUUUGCAGGUGGCAUUGCAGGCGUAACUGCACAAUGUAGUGUAUAUCCCAUCGAUACACUUAAGUUUCGCAUGCAAUGUGAAACCGUCCAACACGGGCCUUGGGGAAGGGCCCUCCUCAAGCGGACCCUCAGGACGACACAUGCCAAAGGAGGAUUCCACGCAUGGUAUCGGGGCCUUUCUCUGGGACUCGUUGGGAGGUUUCCAUACAGCGCUAUCGACAUGGUCACCUACGAGAUGCUGAAGGAUGCCUACAAGGCACAUGCGGCACGAAGACUUGGUGUCGAGACAGAUGACGUCGUCCCUGGCAAUUCCGCAACGGGAGUGAUCGGGGCGUCCUCAGGGUCGUUUGCUGCCACGGCCGUGUAUCCGUUGAAUGUGCUCCGCACACGGUUGCAAGCUGAGGGGACUUGCCUACAUCCUCGUCUCUACACGGGCCUCUGGGAUGUUACCAGAAGGACGUUCAAGACAGAGGGCGUCCGAGGAUUCUUCAAGGGCUUAACACCAAAUUUGGCAAGAUUUGCACCUGCACUUAGUAUCACGAUGAUCACGUACGAACACAUGAAGAGGUUAUUAGGCAUUUGGGGAUAG
Molecule: messenger RNA, 1608 nt
Organism: Fusarium redolens
Lineage: Eukaryota; Fungi; Ascomycota; Sordariomycetes; Hypocreales; Nectriaceae
Product: mitochondrial carrier domain-containing protein
Exons: 8
Coding region: 1-1608 (535 amino acids)
Biological process (GO): transmembrane transport
Molecular function (GO): ATP transmembrane transporter activity; calcium ion binding
Source: RefSeq, a predicted model, not a curated record